UACGCCCAGUCGGUCCGGUUACUUAGUUUUCAUUUUAUUAACGAGGUUGUCAUUUUUUUUAUUAAACACUGGAGCUGACAACAAGCGGGUGAUUGAAAUUUUUAGUGACGUCAUUUGAAUGAAACAAAAACAAAGCAAGACAAGCCAGCCAUUCACGUUGAUUCAGCAGCGCAGCACGCAGCAGCAGCCGCUUUCUGCUGGUGUGGGCGGUCAGGGGUUUCCCUUCCCGAAUGAUUUGUCGGGCGUUGUGAGCGAGACUCUGCGUCGAGGGAGAGCAACAGGUGGCCCGACAGCCGUGCUUAGGAGGUCCUUGAGCUGAGCGCGGCGGCGCGAUUUCUCGGCAGCAUUGCCGGUGCUGCGAGUCUGUCACCUGCACUUGUUCUCGGUAGCAACCCGAUUCAUCUGCACGCCUAGGACACCUUGCAGCAACGUUUCUAACAAUGCCCGACAAGAUGUGCCACAGGUUAGCGUGCCGAUGCCCUCGCUUUCGCGAUGGGCUCUGUUUCCCCGACCGGCCAUGCGCUGCCGCAUAGCCGUAAAGGACUGAGGCACAGGAUGGUGCCCCGUCUGACAGGCGACAAAGCGGCCAAGGAGAGCCAUCCACUCAAUGACCUGGCCUCCUCUACACCUGCCCACCGCAGUGAUGUCGAGUCGGGCGGAGAGGGCGACUGGACGGCCGACGAGGAGGUGACGGUGGUGGACAAGGAGCCAUUGCUACCCCGGCGGCUCAGCGCGGAUGGUGUUAAAGGUGACAGGGCCGGAACCACUACGAGUGACACCCCAGAGGCCCUCUGGUCGGUGGCUGUGCAGGUGUUUGUGCCAUUCCUCAUUGCUGGGUUUGGCACAGUUGGCGCUGGACUGGUGCUGGACGUCAUCCAGCACUGGAAAGUGUUCCAGAAGGUGUCCGAGCUGUUCAUCCUCGUGCCGGCACUACUGGGGCUCAAGGGCAACCUGGAGAUGACUCUGGCCUCGCGCCUCUCCACUCAGGCAAACUUGGGAAAGAUGGACACUUCAGCCGAGCAGUGGAGGAUGGCCACAGGGAACCUAGCAUUGCUCCAGUGCCAGGCGACCGUGGUGGGCUUCCUUGCAUCGCUGUUCGCCAUGGUGAUAGGCUGGAUCCCCGAGGGGGCGUUCAGCUGGCGGCAUGCGCUGCUGCUGUGCGCCAGCAGCCUGCUGACGGCCAGCGUGGCCAGCCUGGUACUGGGCCUGGUCAUGAUCGGAGUGGUGAUUGCCUCGCGCAAGUGCCACGUGAACCCGGACAAUGUGGCCACGCCCAUAGCGGCCUCGCUUGGUGAUCUCACCACUCUGGCGCUACUCGCCCUGGUAGCCAGUUUCCUCUACGCCUGCCUUGAGGUGCACCGAAUGUGGCUGGUGGUUGUGGUGCUGGUGGCAGUGGCGUUGCUGCUUCCCCUGUGGGGCAUAUUGGCAUGCGCCAACCCCCACACCCAGGAGGUGCUCUACACCGGGUGGACGCCUGUAAUCUCUGCAAUGGUUAUCUCCAGUGUGGGAGGCUGCAUCCUGGACUUCGCCGUCUCCCGCUUCCAUGGCAUUGCUGUCUUCCAGCCUGUCAUAAACGGCGUGGGCGGCAACCUUGUCGCAGUGCAGGCAAGCCGCAUUUCCACCUUCCUGCACCAGAGGGCGACGCUGGGGUUCCUGCCUGCUUCGGACCCAUCCGUCUGCCUGAAUCCCUUCACUGCCUUCUUCGGCAAGAGUGUGCACGCACGUACAGCUCGUGUGCUGCUCCUGAUGGUGGUUCCGGGACACCUGGUGUUCACGUACGGCAUCCGGCUGCUCAAGGCUGGCCACACGUCGGUCACGCCCAUCUUCCUCGUAGUCUACCUCACUGCUGCCGUGCUGCAGGUGCUGCUUCUACUGUACAUGGCCCAUGUCAUGGUGCACUGGAUGUGGAGCCGGGCGGUGGAUCCCGACAACUCGGCCAUCCCCUACCUGACAGCCCUGGGUGACCUGGCGGGCACAGCUCUGUUGGCACUCUCCUUCCUUCUGCUGGAUGCCAUCGGAGACGGAGAUGUAUUACCAUAGUGACUAAUAUAAUCUUAGAGAUGAACUCGGACAUGUGAGUAUAUUUUGAAACUCUGAAUGUUUCUACGGUUGAUUUCGGUGGCACUGUAGCCGUUCUGGGAAAGUUUCCUUUCUGCAUUGGUGGUGUAGGUGUUAUGCGCAUGUCCUGUACGCUGCGACACUGUCUUGAUUCUCCUGGUCACUGACCGUCUGAAUACACACGUGGUGCAAGGCGUCGGUGCAAUGAACUGUGGUCUGUGCCAAUCCACCGCACCUCCUGUUUUAGUGGCGACACUGACCAGUGUGUCUCAAGAACAUGGAUGUGUUGUCAGGAGUGUUUUGAUGCUUUACAGUUAUGGCUCAUCUGCUAGGUGUUACGUAGGGAAAUUCUUGCUUUGUACUAACCGAGCCUUGCUCUUUAGAAAGCAAGUUACUGUGUUUACAGAAGGGGAAGAAAGGGGGUUUACCGAGGGGCCCGAUAUUUAUUAGUCACAUCAUAAGAAGCAAUAUGUUUAAGCAAUGAUGUCAGUGUUUGUUGGCUUCUUAUGAUGUGUUUACAGAAGGGUACUUAACCAGGCAGGUUGGUUCACAACAUCGGCAGGAAAAAACAGGGCAGUGGAGAGGACUUGGAAGAAAAAACUGUUGAAGAAAACGGUUCAGUGUCAGGAAAUUGGGAUUGGAAAUCCUUUUGCACUAUUUCCCUGCUGAAGCUACUGUAUUUUUGCUUGUCACUACGCUUUGAGGUAAUGCGUGCCGGGCCAGUUUGUAAGAGUGGCAGAGUGAAUUCACCAAUACUAGUGAGUCACUAUACAGCGCCGCUGAUAUCACCUAAAACUUUAAGGGCCACCUUGAAGAAUGUUACCUUUGCCACUUUUCUUUUUUUCUUCUUUUUGUGUGAGCUGAAAAAUGUCAUCAGCUGUUCUUCGAAAUCAAUUGGACUUUUUUGUUUGUUUCUUGCCCAGUCUGUUUGCAAAACUCAAAUGUAAACAAACUAGCACUUUAGACUGAUUGCAUGAACAGUUCCUGCUUUAUAUUGCCUUCUCGCCAAAUUCAUGCAGCACAGAAAAAAGCCAGGCACCAGACACAAAGAAAGUUCAUCCACCGCCUUCCGCUAAUCCCUUCGUGCGCACGGUGCUAGCCAAAUAGAAGGGUAAUGAAAAGGUCAGUGGCUCACAGUUGGCAGUCUGUCUUCCUCUCUCUGUGACACAUAGCCAAUUCUCUGUACUGAUUGAAAUGACCCACAUAGUUUUUUGCCGUACAUGCCUCGCAUAGUUUUUUGCCUUAAACAUGGCAAGUAACAGUGCCAAUGUGUUAUUGAACGAUCCAAGCCAUAAAAUGUGAUCUAUCUGCAAAAUUUGUGCAAGAACAGAGAAGCAGUAAGCGCAAUAUCUUUUUAUAAAUAUUAUUUGAAGGGAUAGACGUGGGUCUCUGUACUGCAUCAAAACGUGGUAAUAAACAAAAUGUUUCACGAAAUGACACCUGCCAGUGGUUUGGCCGGAACAGCCGUUUGUACCGUAGUGGACUCCCUUGCGAGAGCAAUAUUCUGUAAAUUGCAUUUUUGCAGCAAAGACAAUUUGCUGAAAUGAAGCGUGACUAAGUGCUGUUUUAUUUUUCCUUCAAAGUUUGUGAAUUUACCACUAUUGGGCACAUUGUCAGAGGGAAAUAUGCCUUUCUUUAUUUUUUCUUUUCAUGAGGCUAGUAUAGUCAUGAAGCACCUAUCAAAUGCAGCACAGUUGUGAGACAAAUGCGGCAGCUGCUCCUGUCAGCUUGUCAGAAAAGUGCUUGUCACAGCAAACAGAAGAUUGAAAUUUAGAGAACAAAGAACUUGUACAAAAGCAUGCAUAGCUGUGUGGGUCAUUCCGAGGUUGCACUCAGCUGAACACGUAGCACGAUCCCUGCUUCGUGCGAGAACUUGUAAUGUAUAACAUCACAUGACGGCCCAACCAAAUGCCAAAUGUGAAGUCACAAGCAGUUGGCCGAAAUUUAGUGGCCAAAGCCAGCGGCAAUGCAAUGACAACACAACUUCAGUGAAGGGAGUUUGCAGUGCUGGUCUGUUUUCGCAAUAUUGCACACGCAGCUGUACAACUGUGUAAUGACCCAUCACUUCUGUCGUCGUGACUUUGUGCAUGAAAUUGCCAAAGUAGACCACCAGUUCAGUCACCUUAACAGCCUAAAAACUGUGCAGACGUUCACAAAACUGGUCACCUGCAGUCUUGAUUGCAUUCCAUUCGUUGGACUGAUUUUUCAGCCAUAAGCAAAGUAAAAAAGAUGAAGCCACUGUAUAGGCAACUUACCAUCAAAUCUCUUGUAGUUGCUUGAGCUUGGAAUGAGUCCCCACAGACUACUACUAUAUUAUUGCUAUAGGUAAGAAUAAUUUUGGGGGGGGGGGGCAUGAGCCAGAUGUGCCCUGUGCCCUCCCUCCUCCUAAACACACCCAUUAAAGCUUCUUUCUGGGCGAGUUGGUGCAUACUUGACUUAAAAAUUGUAACAGCGCAAACACAUGCAUCCACAAAGUAACAAGGAUGAGACGCAAGCGCUGUGAGAUACACCCCCUUGCAUGUAUCCCACAACGGGUGUGUGUUCGGGGCAAGCCUUAAAGAAACUUAAAAGCGUGCUGUACUGACACAUCCCGUGGUGUCAUGUUUGUGGGAUUUUUACACACUAUAAUGUUCACGGGUGUAUAGGUAUGAAGCAGAGAAAUGUUCCGGUUAGUAGUGAACAACUAUGUACAACUAUGUGCUUAAACUACAGUGUGAUGACAAGCGAAGAAAGGGCAAGGUCAUGGCAUCAGACCGCUCAAACCGACACGAGUUUCAGGUUCAGCUUCAACUCAGCCGAGAAGUAGCUCAAACACAACUUUGCUAUGUCACAAAAUUGCAUGUGGCACGUUCCUGCACCGGUCUUGAGCUGGGACAUUCGCUAAGCGUUUUCACCCUGUGUUUCCUUGUGUACUUGGCAGGAGUACUUGACACAACAAAGAAAAGCAUGAUUCUGAACAUGAUGGAUUGGGAUGAAAAAUGUGGCAACACAUUCUCAAGCUGUGCUCUGGCUCUGGUACUUUGGCUCUUGCUUUACUUUCUUUUGCUUGUACCAUGGUGAAGAACUAAAGUCGGGAACACGCACCCCUUUGACUACUGCAUGCUUCUUCAUGGCUUGCAGGAAACUGAGGUGGCGGUGCUUUUUUGGUUGUUGCUGUGUUUAACUUUCAAAUUGGCCUCAAAGCCAGUCCUUUCCCCAACUUAUUUUAUUUAAAAAUUUCUUGCAGAUGCAGGGAGUGAAAGCGCUUGCAUUUGUGAAGAAUUUCGCCACAUGGGCUUUUAAAAUAUCUUUUUAAGUGCAGUCUGACUCAACAGUGUUCCUUUUUUUUAAAUUUUUGGUAACACAAAUGUUCGAAGGGUGCCUGACGCGUUUGUUCAUCAGGUCGUUAAAGUGUUGGCACUUGAAGAUGUUUUGUUAUUUGCUGUUUUAUUCUUACACUGUCAAUCCUUGAUCAACAUACAGUGUGUUUACACUAACUUAUUGUAGCUUGUUCAGUGCCGAUUGUAUGCACCUGUUGUUAUUUUGUGCACUACUGCUGUACUUAUUUGUGUCUUACCUGCUUGUGCAAGAAUUCUGACCAUGUAAGUUGCCAGAAAACGAGUGACAGCUGUGUCAUAUCGCUGACCUAUAGCAUUGCAGGGUUCUGCACACAUUCUUUUUUUGUGACUGUCAUGCCCUCAUUAUGAAUGUGAUACGCUGUCUGCCUUUCUUGUACCAUUAUCAUUUUUUUUUCUAGCACUGCGUUAGGUCCCUUUUUAGAACUGUGUGUUUGAGUCGACUAAGCUGUGCUCAAGUGCGUUACUGUUUUGAACAGAUUUGUUCCAAGUUGCGGCUUGCCGCAACUACAUCCUGCACAUCCUGCACUAUGCUGGGAUCAGCAGAAAGUAUGAAGUCAAUUUCAUUUCUUGUUUCACCAUUAGGGCUUUUCCAGGUCCACUUCUUCUUGCUACGCUUUCUGAAAAAGGUGUUCAUUAUUCGAAGCCUAUUCCUUUCUGCGAAUUCUACCAGCAUCUCUCCUCUAGCGUUCCUAGAAUCGAAGCCGUAGUUGCCAAUUGCUUGUUCACCAGCCUGCUUUUUCCCCACUUUUGCAUUGAAGUCACCCAUUACUACAGUACAUUGAGCUUGCACUUUUCUCAUCGCUAAUUCAACAUCUUCAUAAAACUGAUCUACUUCCUCACCAUCGUGACUGCAUGUUGGAGCGUAGGCUUGUACUACCUUUAAUCUAUACCUCUUAUUAAGCUUGAUUACGACUACAGCUACCCUCUCAUUAAUGCUGUAGAAUCGCCUUUCUUUUUUUAAUGAACGUAAACAAGGUGGAUUUAGUUGCCUUAUAGCAAUGACAGCCCCUGCUUUUCAUGUAUAAGAUUCAGAGCAGAUAGAAACCUCACAAAGGGAGUAAAGACAAAGGAAACUGUGCGUGAGCCACUGUUCAGGUUUGACAGUUACGAUGUGGUCAGCAGUUCCCUCUUGCUUUUCCUCCUCCUCCCCCAUAAAAAGAAAAUGCUGCUACUAAUACUACACUUCAACGGAUAACAGUGAGAGCUGUACAUUCUGCUGAUUUUGGUAGCCAUGUACAUCACAGCUUCAAAUGCCUACUAUCUGUGUGCUAGGAAGAGGUGCGCUUUGUCAAUGAUGAUGCACUGGUGCAGUAUCUGCGACGCAGUGGUUUCUGAAGUGUGCCAGGCUACGUGCUGUACAGUACAGAAUCCAAGUGCGCACAAAAUCUCAUUCUUGACCAAGACAGUUCAGUAGAAAUCACAGAAUGUUGCCAACCAUUUAAGCUCUCUGCCCAAGCAUAUAGUGGCAAAUAGUUCCUUUGUUGCUAGCAGAAAAAGUCGCAUGCAGCUCGUAAACUCUCACUGAAAUGGUCAUUGAAGCAAGAGCAGUGUGUCUCGAGAUUUUGCCAGCAUUUCGAAUUAUUUGGUCGGAGUGCUGCUGUAGGGCGGUGCAGGUUAUUUUAUGAAGUGUGGAUCUCCCUGUCUGGAGCAGUGUUUAUUGAUGUUACUGUAGCGACACUAUGCUUGACCCAGAGCAAAUGCACUCAGACAUCCCAAACAUUUGACUGCUUAUACAGUGCAGUAAAGCUGCAAUGCUUUCUGGACAAAUGUUUGUACCCAAUGACACAGCGUGGGAAAAUUAUGGCACAAGAUAAGACGGCUCGAAUUCUUUCUCAGCCUUGUGGAGCUUGCCUCCACUAACUAUGUUGUGUGCUCUGUGGUAUUUGGAAUAAGUUCUUUAGCUUGCUGGUUAACAGCUGCAUGGGCUCCUACAAGCUAGACUGACAGCUGAAGCUAGCAAGUAAGGAUAUGUUUCGAGACGUGGGCUUGAUUUUCCAAAAUAUAAUCAAGAUGCUGUAAGGCCUAUCUGAAACAAAAAGCCUGUGCACCUCUGCAGUCAGUUCAGAAUUAGAGGACAGUGGCAUAGUCAAGUUACUUUCAUGUGCUCCAUAUUUGCAAAUUUGCGACCAUGUAUGGCACUCCUUGCAGGUCAAUCAAUGCCCCAUUUACAUCACUUUUUAAAGUGAUGCUUUCAGUCUCAAAUCAUCAGCUAAUGCUAUUAAAUGAUUUUUUUUUCAAUGUUUCUAUUUUGCAUGACUUGGAAAACAAUUAAACUCUGUCAUGUCCUUUUAAGCCCAUACCAUGGCUAAACUCUGAUUUUGUGUUAAGAACAAAGUCUUUCUUACAAAAGGAAUAUUUGUCUUCAUUCAGAUGCCUUUCUCUCUGAAUAGCUUCGAGCAUCACGUUACAAAAGAUACAUUAGCAGCACUGAUGUAGUGACAGAUAUGUGCACUCAUCUUAAAACUAUCUUUCCUCUUUUUAUAUUCGUCAUGCAACAAAAUGAAACAAGUUUAUUCAUACAACGUUGCCAUCGCCAAAGGCUUUGAAAGGAUCAGAUAGAGCAGAAUCUGUGAGCUAGUGUCUGUGCUCUUGUUUCACGCAUCGAAAGGUCGACAGUGAAUGAACCCUUUUCUUUGGAAAGCGCUCCGUAGUCCAGUAGUGCUUGAGGUGUCGUUGCGUGAAGCUGUGUGUUGUGGCGCCUGUGUUGCUAACAUUUCUGUCCUGGAUUAAUGUUGCCACCUGUGUUGUCCCCCAUUGUCCCUUCCCAUUAGUCACUUUCCUUUGUUUCCCUGCCUAGUCAGUAGGCAUGUCGCCAUGCCACCUGUGUUCCUCUACUUGAACUGCAGAUUCAAAGAUAUUUUUAUACCGGUGUUGUUGAGGCCGUGUAUUUUUGUAUCCUUUUGAGAUGGACUGUUUGAAGCCAUGUUGAAAACAUUCCUGGCAGGUGAUGCCGAAGCCACUGUGUCCCAAACCCGUCGCCGCCUGCAUUUUCACGCCCAUUGUGACAUGCUUUCCGCCCCGUAGUCUCUGUUGUGAACUUGCAUGAGCAGUUCCGUAGUAAACGUUCUGGUUCACUCACGUGCAAAUGCGUGCAUCUCUGUGACUGUGCAAAGCUUGUGUCACGACCAGAACACAGUAAGUAGCAGGUGUGCAGUAAGUAGCAUGACAGAUGACUGCGUGUGCACUCCGAUGCCGUUAUGACAUCAUGUAGCACGUUGUCUUCUUUUGUUGGUUUUGAUGGCUGUAAUUUCCACUAAGCAAACUCCUGAAGUGAGUUGGUGCUUUUUCAACCACAGAUAUGCAAUAUUGUUCCCACAUGUCAAGUAUUUUUGAGAGCUCGUGUGUGCAAUCUUAUAUUUGCAAACACCACAAGACUUCCCAAGAAAUUCAAUAUUUUUAAUCUAUUUUGCUGCUGUUGGCUGUCAGUCAUGCUGAAGAUGCAAGAAAUUUGUUUUCAGUGGACAGACUUAUUUGUGCCAGAAGGGAUUAAAUUAUGUGUGCAGUACAAUCCACUUUUAAAGAACAAUCAGUUAGUAUUUGGCUACUGAUUACAGCUUGAAUUAUGUUAUGAAGACUAUUCUUUAAUGCAUAGAUGUCAGCAUAUUGUGACCUAUGAGCCUUUCUCUUUUCUCUCAAUAAAGUAGAAGUGUUUCAGUUAAA
This is a messenger RNA of Dermacentor andersoni, 9056 nucleotides long. RefSeq names its product solute carrier family 41 member 1-like. NCBI's taxonomy places the organism in Eukaryota, Metazoa, Arthropoda, Arachnida, Ixodida, Ixodidae. Gene Ontology annotation, molecular function: monoatomic cation transmembrane transporter activity. Gene Ontology annotation, cellular component: plasma membrane. Gene Ontology annotation, biological process: monoatomic cation transport. The record is from RefSeq and is a predicted model, not a curated record.